Molecule: messenger RNA, 1006 nt
Organism: Zerene cesonia (dogface butterfly)
Lineage: Eukaryota; Metazoa; Arthropoda; Insecta; Lepidoptera; Pieridae
Exons: 5
Coding region: 398-955 (185 amino acids)
Source: RefSeq, a predicted model, not a curated record
GAAGAGAAAAUAUACGUUGUAUUAAUUUCGAAUUCAUGAGACGUUAAAAGAGAACAAAGCCACGUUAUGUUUUAAUUUGAUACGGUCAUUACUUAUCGUUAGCAAUACCGCACAUGCGAAGAAGCCAUUGUAGACGAACGAUAUGCUACCUUUACUCCUAUCGCAUUUGACACCAGAAAUAAAUUAAAAAACCGUUUGGAGUUGUUGUAGCUCCAAUGCGCGACCGUUAUUGGAAGUACCUCUUUACGCGUGAACACUAAAACUAAAUAGACUGUAUUCGAAUAAAGAAAUCAAUCGUAAUUAAAAAAUUAUUGAUGUAGUAACCAUUUGUUUACAAAGCAGACCUCGUUAGAGGCGCUUGUUCCCGGAUACCUGUGACCGAUUUGUUAAUUACUUAAUGUACCAAGAAGAAUUUUCCAGUUCUCUGGACGUGAUUCCACGGCAGCGGAGUUUCGCCUGUCUUUCCUUGAAAUUUGGGAGCAUAUUUUCUGGUAUUAUUGUCAUUCUAUACUCAAUAUUGGCGCUAGCUCAAUGCCUCAAGUCCAUCCUCCACCUGCCUGAGGAGUUCGAUGUCAGCGACUUCAACGUGGCCUUCGCCUACACAGUCGUCAUCGGACUGACGCUGACACACUCUUUCACUUUGUUCCUGACCGCUAUCCUGCUGGUCGGGGUUAUUAGGGAGAAACUGAAACUAAUAAAGCCAUGGAUAAUCUGGACAUCCAUACAAGUCAGUAUCUCGGUCCUGAUGUUCGUUCUGUGGAGCACAACGAGUCUGGUCAACCACACCAGCGAUAAUUCGCUACUCCUCUAUGUCAUCGAGUUCUUGGCGCUUAUGAUUCGCUUCUACAUGCUCAUGAUAGUUGCGAGCUUUUUCAAACAAUUGGAAGAAAACGGUGAAGAAACUGAACGACUGAAGAGUUUGCAUCACAUCGAUAAUUGGUAUACAUCAGCUUAGAAAUUAGAUAACACGGAAAAAGCUAUUAAAUUGACAUGUUUCCACGACGCA